Messenger RNA from Abrus precatorius (Indian licorice), 1284 nucleotides. RefSeq names its product 40S ribosomal protein SA-like. Bases 117 to 1085 code for a protein of 322 amino acids. Gene Ontology annotation, biological process: ribosomal small subunit assembly; cytoplasmic translation. The transcript has 5 exons. The record is from RefSeq and is a predicted model, not a curated record. Gene Ontology annotation, cellular component: 90S preribosome; ribosome; cytosolic small ribosomal subunit. Lineage: Eukaryota; Viridiplantae; Streptophyta; Magnoliopsida; Fabales; Fabaceae. Gene Ontology annotation, molecular function: structural constituent of ribosome.
AGGGUUUUUCUGUCCUCCACCUAUGUCCAUAAUAGCAUGAACCUUCAGAAAUCCUAAUUUCUCAAAUCUUCAGAAGACAAAGCAACACCAUCACCAAUUCUCCUACCCCCGUAGUCAUGGCCGCCACCGCUACCACUGCAGCUGCGCCACGUCAGCUGUCGCAGAAGGAGACGGACAUCCAGAUGAUGCUCGCUGCCGACGUUCACCUCGGCACCAAAAACUGUGACUUUCAAAUGGAACGUUACGUCUUCAAGCGCCGCACCGACGGUAUUUACAUAAUUAACCUUGGCAAGACAUGGGAGAAGCUCCAACUUGCUGCUAGGAUUAUUGUUGCCAUUGAGAACCCUCAAGAUAUCAUUGUUCAAUCUGCUAGGCCUUAUGGUCAGAGAGCAGUGCUUAAGUUUGCUCAAUACACUGGCACUCAUGCGAUUGCAGGAAGGCACACGCCCGGAACAUUCACCAAUCAGUUGCAGACAUCCUAUAAUGAGCCUCGUCUUCUAAUUCUGACUGAUCCAAGAACAGAUCAUCAGCCCAUUAAGGAAGGUGCUCUUGGAAAUAUACCAACUAUUGCUUUUUGUGACACUGAUUCUCCAAUGCGAUAUGUUGACGUUGGGAUUCCUGCCAAUAAUAAGGGGAAGCAUAGCAUUGGUUGUCUCUUUUGGCUAUUAGCUAGGAUGGUACUGCAGAUGCGGGGAACUAUUCGUCCAGGACACAAGUGGGAUGUCAUGGUGGAUUUGUUCUUCUAUAGAGAACCCGAGGAGGCCAAGCAACAAGAAGAAGAUGAAGCACCAGCUGCCCAAGAUUACGCUAUUUCGGACUUUAAUGCUGCUGGUAUUAGCAGCUUCCCUGCUGAUGGCCAAUGGCCUGCUGCACUUGAACAACCCUGGACUGAAGAAGCUCCACAACCAAUCCCAGCAGCUCCUGGUAACUGGGCCCCAGAAGCAACCGGAGAUUGGGGUGAGUCUGUUCCGGCUCCUCAAGUUGCUGCGGCUCCACAAGUUGUUGCGGCUCCACAAGUUGCUGCGGCUCCACAAGUUGCUGGGCCUCCUGCGGCCCAAACUUUUGCGGCUACCGGCUGGGAUUAGCUUUAGACAAGAGAUUUUGAUUAUGUGGUGUUAAAUCCAAGUUUUUCCCCGAGCUCAGGCGUUUCCCUUCCCAGAUUAUUUGUUAGAAAAGAAACAACGUUUACGUGAUAUUGAAUCUUAGUAAAAUUUUGUUUGUUGACAUAUUGAAGGAAACUUUUAUCAUUUAAGUGCAGUAAUUUAUUUGUUUCAUGAUUGGUUG